This is a messenger RNA of Carcharodon carcharias (great white shark), 1161 nucleotides long. Its product is annotated as RING finger protein 112-like. The record is from RefSeq and is a predicted model, not a curated record. The transcript has 11 exons. Gene Ontology annotation, molecular function: GTPase activity; GTP binding. NCBI's taxonomy places the organism in Eukaryota, Metazoa, Chordata, Chondrichthyes, Lamniformes, Lamnidae. The annotation marks the transcript as partial. Gene Ontology annotation, biological process: protein homooligomerization; endoplasmic reticulum organization.
UUAGACGAAAAUGUUAUUUGUCUCACUGGUGCUCCCUUCACUACUUUCGUUUUCUGUCUGGCCAUUGGGAAGCCUCCUGAGACUGAGGGAGAGCAUUCCUAUGGCCAGAAGAAGAUUGAGCAGCAAGCUCACCUCUGCUUUUUGUUGUGGAUGGCGAUGGACUACUACCAGGUUCCAGCGCCCUGUGUGCUUGUGGCAUGUGUGCGGGAAGUUGCAGGAAAGCUGUUUCUUAGAGAGGAUGUGAAGGACCGGCCGGUUUGUCUGGUUUCCAUCAUCGGUGAAGAAAGGACGGGUAAAUCAUUCCUACUCAACUAUCUAAUGCGGAGACUCAACAAGCUGGACUGCAGUGACCAGGGCUGGAUGGGAGGGGAAGAUGAAGAUUUGAGAGGAUUCGAAUGCAAGCCUGGAACAAACUCUAUAACCAAAGGUGUUUUUAUAUGGAACAAACCAUUCCUGAUGGAUACAGAGCAGGGUAAGAUAGCAAUCUUCCUGGUGGACACAGAAGGAUGCAAUAGUCUCGAACGAGAAAAAGGUAUCAGUACACAGCUGUCAGCACUGAGCAUUUUACUGAGCUCCUACAUGAUAUUAAGCAUUGCCUCCAAGAUUAACCGCACAGACCUGGAAUUUUUAGAGAUGUUUCUCGACGUGGCCCAAAAGGUUGGAGAGGUUCUCAACUUGGAUCCCAUUCAGCAUCUGGAUAUUCUAGUUCGUGACUGGGAUACAUCAAAAACCCAUGGCAAGGAAGCAGGGAUGAAAUAUCUGGAAGAGAUUCAAAAGAAAAUGCAGACCAAUAAAUCAACGUACCAAUCAUUCAUGAAGACUCAACUUUCCAAGGCUCAUUGCUUUCUGUUACCCAACCCAGGGAAGGAGAUUGCUUCGAGUUCCACAGGACACCUAAAGGACAUGGAUGAGGCUUUCAGACACUCGCUGGUGGAUUACUUCGGUUCUGCCUUGCAAAGUCUGCCCACUAGUGGACGGUGUGACAUGAACGGCUCGAUUCUGACUGGCUCCCAGUUGUUUGACCAGAUCAAGUUAUUCGCCAAGACCAUCGAGAAAUAUUCAGUUCGGAUAACAACACCACUCCAGAUGUCGAAUGCUUUUUGGAACAUGAAACUAAGGGAGGACAAAGUGCAAGAAUUUAAAAGUUUCAUUCAUGAGCAG